CUGAGGUUUACAGAUAUGUGUCCAUCCUCUGACACACUCUCACAGCUUUCUAUAAAGCGUGAGGAUCUGAGAACCUGCUGCAUCGAGCAUCACAGUCAGCUACAGCAGAUUUUGACUUUCAGAUUUGAGGUUUAUCUGCAGAGGACCACCGUCAUGACUCCAGUUUUGCUUUUCGUCCUCUUCAUCUCUUUGUCGGCCAUUCCUCCGGGUGCUACUGAUAACGGAGAAAAACAAGAGUCUUUGGAUGCCUCUGACAUCAUCGAGAGAGCUAAUGCUAACAUAACAACGCGCCUGGUCGACGGCGACAUUGUUCAAAGUUUGGCAAGGAAUGCAGUUGCCUGCACGGCUAGAGGCUGCAAAUGGCCCAAAAGAAGAUACGUCUACGUACCCAUCUACAUCUCCCGCAGAUACACCAGAUCAGAGCGCAACAUCAUCAUCCGAGCCCUGCUGACCUUCCACACAUCCACCUGCAUUCGCUUUGUCUGGAGGAGGAGUCAUCGAAAUUACCUCCACUUCUUCUCUGGAUCUGGGUGCUGGUCCUACCUGGGACGACAGAGUAGAGGACAGGCUAUCUCCCUGAGGAAAAAUGGUUGUUUGUACACAUCCACAGUGCAGCACGAGGUUCUCCACGCUCUGGGCUUCGCUCACGAGCAAGUCCGCUCCGACAGAGACAGCUACGUCUCCAUCCUCACCCAGAACAUUAAGCCAGGACAAAAACAUAACUUUUUGAAGCGGCAAACCAACAACUUCGGUACUCCCUACGACUUCAACUCUGUCAUGCACUACAGCAAAUACGCCUUCAGCAAGAAUGGACAACCAACCAUCCUCGCUAAGAGCAAUCCGAGUCGUAACUUUGGGAAUGCUCGUACGAUGAGCAAUAUUGACAUCGCUCUUGUCAACCGGCUUUACCAAUGUUAAUAAACGGGAAAGGGUCGGCCUCCAGAUACUUCAACUCCUGGCUUUUCAUGAUUCAUCCGAAGGUCCAGAUCUGUUGUUUAUCACUGGCUAGCUUUCUGCUGAGGUCAAUCAAUCUAGAUGGCUCAGCCUUUCUUUAAAUCAUUUGUUAUUGGGUUUAAAUCAUUUAGUCACUAUAUUGAUUUUAAAAUAUACUCUUUAUGAUAUGGUUAUGGUUUUAUACUUAGUGGGCCAAAGACACAUUCAAUUGUUACUGAUGUGUCUAGGAGAAGAAAAAUGAAAACAAUUUAAACAAUCAAUUUAUCAUAGAAACAAUGACAAAAAACACAUUGAUGUAAUGUAAUUGCUGAUUGAUACUGAUGAUUUCAAUGACUUUGUAUUAUUCUUUGAACUGAAGUUAUUCAUUUGUUGAUUAAAGUUUCUGGGGAAAAAAACG
Trematomus bernacchii (emerald rockcod) is the source of this 1351-nucleotide messenger RNA. Its product is annotated as low choriolytic enzyme-like. NCBI's taxonomy places the organism in Eukaryota, Metazoa, Chordata, Actinopteri, Perciformes, Nototheniidae. Gene Ontology annotation, molecular function: zinc ion binding; metalloendopeptidase activity. The record is from RefSeq and is a predicted model, not a curated record. The transcript has 10 exons. Bases 16 to 918 code for a protein of 300 amino acids. Gene Ontology annotation, biological process: proteolysis.